UCUCCCUGUGACGCUGUCGUCGCCCCCGCGCUGACUCCCGCCGGGGGCGCUCCCGCUGACCGUUGAGCGGCCUGUGAAAUCCCUCCCUAAGGACCUUCCCCUCUCCGCCAACCGUUCUCGCGGCGGCGACUCAUGUGGGGGUUCGGGCUCCUGCGGUCGCCGCCGCUGCUGCUUUUGCUGCCGCAUCUAGGAAUCGCAGCCUCGCGCUCUCAGGCCGGAACCAUGAACUUGGAAGGCAGCAGCUCUGCGAGAUGCUCCCCCUCCGCCGAGGGGCGUCGGCACCGGUGCCUGCAGCUGUCCACGGUGCCGGGAGCCGAUCCGCAGCGCAGCAACGAGCUGCUCCUGCUGGUGGCGGCGGCGGUGGAGGGACCUGAACGGCGGGAUCUCUCUGGAGACCGGGCGGAGGUGGAGCUGCCACCGCCGCCCCAGCAUCACGUUCUCUAUUUCCCUGGAGAUGUGCAGAAUUAUCAUGAAAUUAUGACUCAUCAUCCUGAGAAUUAUCAGUGGGAAAACUGGAGUCUAGAAAAUGUUGCCACCAUUUUAGCUCACCGCUUCCCCAAUAGUUAUAUUUGGGUGAUAAAGUGUUCCCGAAUGCAUUUGCACAAAUUCAGCUGCUAUGACAAUUUUGUGAAAAGUAAUAUGUUUGGUGCUCCAGAACACAAUACUGACUUUGGAGCUUUUAAGCACCUUUAUAUGUUAUUAGUUAAUGCUUUUAGCUUGAGUCAGAACAGUUUGCUAUCAAAGAAGAAUGUGAAAGAUUUGAAUGAGGACUCCAAAGCAUCUAAUUGUAGAUCUAGUUCCUCUCAUACUACUAAUGGUUGCCAGGGAGAAAAAGAGAGCCCCUGUGAGAACUUUGAGGAGUCUGCCGUGAGUUUUUAUCCACCAUCACUAAAUGGUGCUUCUUUUACUUUGAUUGGAUUCAGUAAAGGUUGUGUUGUUUUGAAUCAGUUGCUUUUUGAAUUGAAAGAAGCUAAGAAAGACAAGAACAUACAUGCUUUUAUCAACAGCAUAAGAACAAUGUACUGGCUGGAUGGCGGUCAUUCUGGAGGAAGCAAUACUUGGAUUACUUAUCCAGAAGUCUUGAAAGAAUUUGCGCAAACAGGGAUUAUUGUUCACACCCAUGUAACACCUUACCAAGUACGUGAUCCAAUGAGAUCUUGGAUUGGAAAGGAGCACAAGAAAUUUGUUCAGAUACUUGGAGACUUUGGUAUGCAGGUGUCUAGUCACAUACAUUUUGCAAAGGAGGCUCCUUCCAUAGAGAAUCAUUUCAGGGUUCAUGAAGUAUUUUGAGACUACAAAAAUAUUAAUGUUCUUGUUCAGUGGAAGAGAAGAAGCACUUUGAGUUUUAUAAAUUCAGAUAAUGAUAUGUAAUUCACAGAUAAUGCAUCCAUUUUGGUUGGGAGAGAACACACAUUCCUAAAAUAUAAAUGUAAUGUGCAAUAGUACUUCUUGCUUCUGAAUGUGAACCGUUUUUAAUUUGGACUGGGUUAGAGUUAGUGCAUUUGGAAUCUAAAAGGUGGUUUGUGAUAAUCCUAUGAGACACAAGACCCUUAAUAAUGAAAGUUACAAUACAGUCCUUAUAAAAGGUAAUUAAAGUUGUUAUUGUUAGAAAUAGUUUAUUUUCUGAGUGACGUUUAAAACUAAUUUUGGUGGCACAGUAUUACCAAUUAAACAGUAAUUACCAAUUUUGGCACUCAAAACUCUUGAGUAGAAAUGCCAUUUCUCUUCAAACAAAGCAAAGGCACACAGAUAUUUUCCAUCGUUUUGGAAUAACUGUACCCUGCCUUGAUGUUUUGUAAACUCGUGGAAUCAUUCUUUAGUGUGCCACCAAGUGUUUUUUCUCAGGAGUCAAAAUAUAUUUGUUUCCAAAUAUCCAAGAACAUGCAGUAGUGUAAAGUUGGUUUUUAAAAACAUUGCACUUAAGCACUGUGGCUAAAUUUUUAAUUGACAACUUUUGGCUAAGACAUUUUGGAGUUUCUUAAAUCUUGGCCAAAAACCAGUUCUUUUGGGAAAAUUGUUUUAAAAUGAACAUAAUUAUGUAAAUUGGGUAAAAAUAUAUUACAGAUUGAAAAAUUUUUCAUAUCAGUCUCUUGAGAUCAGUUUAGGUAAAAUAAAUAUAUAAUAUUCUAUUUGUUAGUGCUCUGUUGACAAGGGGGACAGAUUCUAUAGAUCUAAGUCAGCGUUUCUCCAGAAGCAUGAUUUUGUCUGCCAAAGAAAGCAGCUCCCUUUGGCCAGAACGCAAAAAUUAUAUUGCUAUAAGAAAAGUUAUAAGGGAAAGUUUAAAGACAUGAUUUAAUUUUGGCUCAAAAACUGAAUUUGCUUAACACUGCUGCAUAAUUUGGGUGAGGUUUCCUUCUGCCUGUUUUUCUUGACCUAGAUAAAUACUUUUCGAGAAACCGAGAUCUAGUUAAUGUCAACCAACAUUGAAACAUAGCUGUGUGAUUAAAGUAAAAGGUGAGUGGUCACUUUUUAAUUGUUUAUUUAUAAUUAGCUUUUGCAGGACAUGAAAUAAAGCAGGGAAGAAGUAACAUGCUGCUUUCGGACUGAAAAACGACUGUAAUUAGUAUCUUAAUAACCCAGAGGACCUAAAUUUAUAAAAUAUAGAAAGAAAAUGUUAAUUUCUUGUUUUCCCCCAGAAUUAUAUUUUAAUGUCUAUAAAUGUAUUCCAAAUAUUUGGUCUUAAGGUAAAGGAUUCUUAGCAAAUGCUUAAAAAUAACAUCUUUUAGUUCUAUAAAUCAGUAUCUCUUAACUGUUUUUUAGGACAAAGUAGUUUUAUAUUUCUUCACCUUAUUUAAAUACCUGUUUCUUUUGACACCAAAAAUUUGCAACGAGUCAGUCUGAUUCCAGCAUUUUAUUACCUUAAAGCACCAUAAUUGGCUUCUUUCAGUGUUUUGUAAUCCUUUGUUAAAUUCAUAUGUAUCUGAUGUAAAAUAGCUAAGUUACUGAAUGCUCUCAAGGGGGGAAGGAAAGGCAUUUAUUUUUAUAUGAUUAACUAAAAUGGAAAAAGUAGGACUUUCAGCCAGAUUCAUUAAGAAAAAAUACCUGAGAUAUUUAAAAAUCUGGGUUCUUUAGCUAUCCAGUCAUGUGAAUGCUUGCUUGUUAUACAUGUUGAACAGAUACUGAAAAUAAGUCACUGGAAACCUGGAACUGCCAUAGCAUGUAAAUGAGACAGCAUUGGAGAGUAUUUUUUGAAUUAAAAAUAUUCAAGUUUAUCCAUAUUCAAAUAUUUUAAUACUUCAAAUUUGUUAUUUCUUCACAUUUAAAACUAUUGUACAUGUUAGUGUAUUCUUUUGAAUUGUGCCUUUGUGUUUGUGUCAUGAGUCAACUGAGAAAAGUAGUCAUACAAAUAAUGUGAAAGUUACUGCCACAGCAUGAAUGUACGAUUGUAUUAAAUUUAAUCCACAGAAGUCUGUUUGGAUGUGCUUUAUGUUAUUUGUUAAAACUUCAGAUCACCCUUAGGAAGGAAGCUAUGUUCUCUUCACUUGCUAGCUUGGGUUUGUAUGUGCUUUUAUUAACCCCAUGUUUUUUUCCAAAUGAGUGACUUUAAACCUUUUUUAUAACAAUAUUCUCUUCUGUCUUAUAAUGCUCCACAAAAAUUUGCAUUAUUUUCAUUUUUUCAGUUGGAUUUCCUAGAGAACAGAAAAAUCUCUCAAAAAUAAGUUCUUCCUUUUUCUGUGCUAAUCAUCUCAGAUAUCUGUUUUCCUUUAGCUGUCCUUAAGAGAUUUAGUCAGAAUAUAGUGUGACUUUUUUGCCCCCCAUUUCAUUUAUGUAGUAUCUACGCACCCACCAAGGACAAGGAAAGUCUAAGCACUAAGGACAUAGUACCGACAAAACAGUUCCAGCAUGUGAGUACAGGAAUGUGUAAGGCUUAAGAGAGAAAAUAUUCUUAAAAAGAGCUAUUGUGUUCUACUUUAAGGGCCUUUAAGGAAAUCAAGCUUUGGAAGAUGCACAUGUAGAUAGACCUCAUCUGUAAAUUAAGAUUGCUUUUUACAGAGGCAGAGAAGCUAGUAACUUUAAGAUGGUCAUUUUAGUAUCUAAUAGAACUUUUAAAACUAGAAUACAACUUAAGUGUAUUUAAGGCAUUCAAGCGCUUCAUAGCCAGUAUGUUUGAAAUGAGACUUUAAGGUAACACCAGCGAUAAGUGGCUGACUGCCAAUCCACAUUAGUUCCUCAUGACUACAUCUGUCUUUCAGCACUGGGAGAAGGAGUCUCAGCAGUGCAGUUCCAACUCCACCCAGACCCGCAUUCCAGCUUCCCACCUUUUUUUUUUCCUCCGUCAACUUCUAAACUUCAGCUUAGAUAUCUGUUGGCAACUUUAGAUAGGUGAGAGAAAAGCCUUAUUAUUAAAGUUCUUUCCAAAUGUUCACAUAGCUAGCUGCAAUUCAAAAGAACAGAAAGAUACAAAAUAAGACUGGUUGACUUUGUUUCCCUUGUUUUGAUCCAUGGAAGUAACAAGUUGAUUACUGAAUAAAUACAUAGAAUUCCAGUGUAAUUAUGUACCAAGACAAAUACUGUUAAUGUUCAUGAAAAGGUAGGAAUUACAACCUACACACAUAUGUUUAAAAGCUAUUUAUUUAUAAUAAAGGGCAAAAACAAAUACACAAUUCAAAUACAAAAUUGCAGAUUCACCUUCCCAGCUACUUGUCUAACCUCAGAAGCAGUCACUAUUCCUGGUUUCUUGAGUAUCUUUGCAGAGAUAAUUCUGCGUAUAUACAGAUAUAUGGAGGUGAGCAAAAGGUUUGUAGUUGUAAAUGCAUGAAAGUUUAUUUUAUUGUAUAAUAACUGUAAAUCUACUUUUGCUCACCCCUCUAUGUUUACUUACAGCAUAAAUGGUAGCAUACCACACCCAGUUUUGGUCCUGUUUCUUAAUUACCUUGGAAAAAUCCUUGCUAGUACACGUAUAUGUGUGUGUACACACACAUAUCUGCCUCAUUCUUUGGCUGCAUAGUAUUCCAUUUUUCUAUUACACCUUCUUGUCUACCUGUGCAUCAUCAUUCGUCUUUGUUUAUAUCCCUUGUCUAUGUAGCAAGCAAUACAAUGAAAAGUUUCUGGCAGAGGAAACCUAUUCCUCUGUGGGUCAGGUCAAGCCCCCAAACUGUAGCCAAAGAAUAACUCUGUAAUAUAUUCAUAAGUGUCUGAGAUGAGCUGCACUUAAGGGAGAAAGAAUGGAGAAUUACUGAUAUGGUCACUGCAACUAUCAUUCCAGUUUUUACCACCCAACUGUGUGAGUCUGGACAGUCAUUUAAGCAAUCUGGAUUGAUUAGGUGAUUUCUAAAAUCCCUUUCAACGGUAAAAUUCUAAGAUUUGGAAUUCCUGAGAAGUUAGAGCUCACAAAUACCAUGUGAUAUUCUGUACAUUAAAACAUCUCAUUUGGUCUCAAUCAGGUAGGCAAAAAAGAUUAAAAUAAACAUUGACAUUAAAAAUUAUAACCAGGGAGAUAAAUUUAAAACUUCCCAAAGUGUUCAUCUCAAGCUUUCUAGAUAAAAUUCACCUCAAAUUUCUCAGCAGAGGAAUAUAAUGCAAGCUUGCACCAAUUAUAUGUCUACCCUUAAACCAUCUCCUUGUAUUUCUGUAGCAACCUUAUAAAGUAUAAGUUCAAUCUUAAAGAUGAGGAAAGUAAGUUUCACAGAUUAACCUGCUUAAGGUCAUUCAUUCUGCUUCUUAAAUAAAACUGAGUUGGAUUACUCAUUGAACAAAUUAUAAUCUUUUUUACUUCCAUGUUUUCUUUGUAGCUAUAUACUUUGCACUGAUUCUCUUACUGGUA
Molecule: messenger RNA, 5764 nt
Organism: Phyllostomus discolor (pale spear-nosed bat)
Lineage: Eukaryota; Metazoa; Chordata; Mammalia; Chiroptera; Phyllostomidae
Gene: C4H2orf69
Product: chromosome 4 C2orf69 homolog
Exons: 2
Coding region: 133-1290 (385 amino acids)
Cellular component (GO): mitochondrion
Source: RefSeq, a predicted model, not a curated record